This is a messenger RNA of Podospora bellae-mahoneyi, 5427 nucleotides long. RefSeq lists its product as uncharacterized. The record is from RefSeq and is a predicted model, not a curated record. Bases 1825 to 5427 code for a protein of 1200 amino acids. Lineage: Eukaryota; Fungi; Ascomycota; Sordariomycetes; Sordariales; Podosporaceae. The transcript is spliced from 2 exons.
AGCGCAGGUACUGAUCCGUGGGUUCUGUGUCAUACUUGUCAGCAGUCAUUCUGGCACGAUGGCAAAUAGUGUAACACGAGCUUACUGUCAUUGACUAUCUUUUGUUGAGCCACUAGGUCUUCAUCACCAUCCAAAAUUCCUCUGAGGGAAUCGGCAACUUUGGCGACGGCAGCUUCACAGGCGCUGUUGAGCUUUGCUAGGUCGUCGGCAUGUUGCACCAGGGCGUCGAGUGUGCCAAUCUUGAACGACGGGACAGGGUAGGGCAGCACCUCGCCAUUGUCACGACCGACGGUGGCGGCCAAGGACUUGAGCGGAUCGUCAUCGAAGACGCGGAGGGGCAGGGAAACGAGUAUGUAUUGCGCCGGAGCCAUGGCGGGCUACAGCAUGCCGGUAUGCUUGGGGUAGGCCUAGAGUUCGUUGCAAGGCGGUACAGGCGUGUCGAGAAGCCGAGGUGUUGCUCUCGGGAUUCUGGACUCUGGGGGAUUUCCCUUCAAGGGGAAGGGUGGUUGCCUGUGCGAUAGAGACGACCGGUUGCGAGGACAAGGGGGCGGUUGAGUAGGGCUGGUUGUUUAACCGAUACAGGAGGCAGAAAAGUAGAGAGGCUUGAGAGGUUAAUAUUGAAGGCGUUCUGCGGGAUGCCGUGGGGUGCGGUGGGAGGUCUCGAUGAGGGUGAUGUUGGUAUCAAUUGAUGAUGUUGGAACACACCAAGCACCUGGGUGGGGAGCUCACCCAGCAGCUUAGCUGGGCCCCUGGCGGUCGCAUUUGAUUUGGCAGCUAUGGGCCCGGUACGUACCCCAGUCGGGGGUCGGGACGAUAUGUGUAAGAUGUGCCGGAGGCCCAAUGUAUCAGUUGGAGCCUUCCGUUCUGCCCCAAUCCGUCGAACUUGGAUUUCUUCUCCUAUGAGGCUAGACCUGUUUAUGUCUUGUUAUUGGGCCAGUAGGCCAAGUGUUAGCAUCGGGAGAUUCAUCACGACGCUGGGGAAAUGAACAGCAGCUGUUACGCAUACAGCAGCCACACUGGGCGCAGUUGUAGGUAGCGUGGGUGAGGCUUGUUGGCGCAUGAUUGGCGGCGAGCUACCAAUCAAGGCGCGGGCUUUCGUCCUUGUUCAUGUGCCUGCAUUUUCGUAUUAGGUGAGGUGCGUUUCCGCUGUUCAACCUCAACUCCAACCGACCGACGGACCUUUGCCAUUCAGCUGCUCCGCAGAGAAACUACACCAAGUUAUCAGCCUCGACCCAAGUAUCCCCAGUCUCUCCAGGGCCGUUGACAUCGUCAUGUUUGUGUCUGGCAUCACACAUUCGUGGACCGCUUUUCAGGGCCCAGCCAUCGCUCUGUGAUCGCUCCAUUGCCCCUCAACUUUCGAUUCCAAGCAACAUUGGCCUGGCGUGUACAGUUGUAUCACCAACCGCCUCAGGUCAUUGGGCUUACCGAGUACAGCUACCUCGACUUUGACAAUCUUUAUACUUCACCCAGCCAGAGCUGUGGAACGGCAGCAACAACGUUCUUGCGUUGCUCUCACUCUCGUGCUGGUCAACGCGCAUAGUCGGGCCUGUUGACCUUGGCUGCCAACCUGGCGCUCCCUGCUCCCUGGCAUCUUGUGGAGUCGCUGAACUCUUCUCCAUCGAUUCGGCGCGCCUCUGUUAUCGCUUUCUCACCAGCGCCUCCGUCAAAACAUAUUCAACCCAGAUUCACUUCGAAAAUGCAGUUUGGGCGCCGAGGUUGUGACUUGACGCCCCAUUAGAUCAAUCAUAUCACUGGAGCCGCUUCAGCAUAUAUGCCACCGCUGAGUUUUGCAUCGUGCGACGCUCUUCAUAGCCACACCUUCCAAUGGCUCCCCCUUCAGGCGCAACACUCUCUUCACGCACGGCUACCACAUCCAAAGUCACUCCCGUUCCCCUGCCUAAACCAGGUUACAUGUCGAGUCGUGCGCCAAUGGAAAAAUCAGCGCCAGCAGUUCCAACAACGCCUACAACUACAGCCAGUUUCGGUGUUUUAGCGACAAGCGAUUCCAAUGUCCCCGACGCGUCAAGUGGCCCCCACCGAGACGGCCGCAUUCGAAAUCCCGUCCCCAGCAAGUUGAAGGGCAAGACAGAUGGCUCCAAGGGAAAUUUCAGCGUGAUGCAUAUAGAUGUGGCGGGCAGGACGGAGGCCACGGAACGUGACGCUGAGGCAAAAAGAACCAGCGAGAGCACAGAGCUUGCUGCGAAGCGGGCUUAUGAGAAUGGCUAUGUGUCGUUACGAAGGAGCCGGUUUAUACACAUCCCCGACGAACCAGAACCGGCGGCUAAGCCUAUCGUUCCGCCGCAAGCACCAGUAAAUGCAGCCGCGCAUCGGACGCGCCAGACCCCGCUGACCCCCGAAGAAACCAAGGCAGAACAGGCCCGGUUGUUGACGUUACUGCGGAGCCUUCACCCUGUCCUUGUGGUUGACCAAAUCUGCAAAGCCCUAGCUUUUUUCGGGGGCAUACCAGGGGGACCACCCCCUGGGGAUGGAUUCCCGCAGAGCGCAGAGUCGAAUGGAUCUGGUAGCCUCUUUGUAGGAUGGAUAGCUGAAAUAUUCCCCAGGUUAGGGGGCAACACUGCAGGACAACAGCUUGUCAUUCCUGCUAUGCGCGAGUCUGACCCUCCUCCCCUUGUUUCAACAAGACGAAAGCGUGGACGGCCCAAGGGCAGCAAGGGCACCAGGCCUCGGAUCGAUAAAGGAAUCAAAAAGGGGCCCCUUAUGAAGGCUGUCUCGGGCACUGCCGAAAGCCAGCAACACACAAAUGCGGCCGAUGAAAGCUGGGUUGAUGUCGAGGAUGAUGCUGUGGACGAGGUGGAUGCGAAUGUAAUGCUUCUUGCACAUAGCUCAACGCCACAACCAGUGCCACAGUUACAGCAGUCUGGUUUGGCCCAUGAGCGGCCUUUGCUCGCGGCCAGUACUCCAGUACGAACAACUUUACCCACCGCCCCGACCACAAGCACCAGUACAAUUGAUCUCACACCUAGCGCAAGGAAAAGGGGUCGGCCCAAGGGCUCCAAAAACCGGCCCAAGGAUGGAUCAUCAGACACACCUGCAAGGGCGCAGACUGGCGACCCUUUGUAUUCUCAGCGGCCAGAUGCGGUAGGUACGGCAGCACGGGCAUCAUCGCCACGUCCACAGGCCUCGCAGCCAGCCCAAGCCUCUUCAACUCCUCGAGUGUUCGAACAUUCUACAUCAAGCCAACCAUUCACCCCGGUGAAUGCCGGAACCCCAUCGACGGCCACCAAAAAGGUGGGUAGAUCAAAGGCUCUAGAAGAUAAGCAACGCCCAACAAAUCAGCGUUCUCAUAUCCCUCCGGGUAUCACCACAGAUCAUGGAGCGAGGGCGGCGACACUGUCGGCCUCAGGGGCCGCAUCAGGGGUUGCGACGAGAGUAGAACCAGAAACAGCGCCAGGAGGGGCGUUAUCCGGGGCGGCAAUGGACACAGUGACAGGCACCACGCAGAAGAAUCUGGCGCAGACAGGAAAUGCAUCAACGUCAGGCCCCAGGACAGAAUCAACAAACAAAGAGCCCGCGACAUUAUCACAAGGCCUAGAUAAUACACUUGGAAGUUUCGCGACAACAGAUUUUGUGUAUUCGGCCCCCCCAGACGGCCUGUCCAGCACCUCUUCCCAUCGCUCUCGACCAAGACCUUCUCAGACAUCCAGGCAAACGGAAAACCCCCAGGGCCAAAUUCUGGCUCUCCCAACUCCUCCCUCUGCUAGCCCCGCGCUCCCUAACACCGCACCCGGUAGUUUGGGGCAAAAACGCAAGAGGACUGCCAAAACAGGCGGUAGCAACCACGCUGUGCAGUCUGGUGUAUCCAACCAAGCAUCACCCCAAAUGAAUGGCCCAGCAUUGCCAACACCACCAGCAAACGUUGGCUCCGCGCAUUCUACAGCCGCCUCGGCACUCCAGCCUCCUGUGGCCAAAAGGUCAAGGAGGGGCAAAGGCCCUAAGGAAACCACCGCGGUAGCUAACCAGGAUCCAGCAGCUGCAAAUAUCGAAGUGUCAACCACUGGUGCCAUGGUCGGUUUGCGCUCGGAUUCGGGACCACAUUCGGCCCUCUCUUCUAGUGCAGCCGCGGCUUUGAGCCUGACCACAAUGACGGAGUCUCGUGAUAUGGCCUCGGACACGAAUGAGACAUCUGUACCACCGGUACAUUCGCCUCAUCAAAACCACUACGAGGUCCAAUCACCCACCAUGGAGAACUAUGAGGCUCAAUUGCAAGCCCAAAUAGAGCAGCAAGCGGAGAUGGAGUCUCAAACGGUUUCCCAUCAAACCCGUGUCGACCCUCCUCAGUACAGGUCAGCCCGGCAACCACGACAGCAGCAGCAGCAGCAGCAGCAGCAGUCAACGUCAGCAUCAACGCCGCAACGUAGGUCACCAAACACCCAGCCGCAAGUAUCAAAUCCACAAGCGGGACUAUCCUUAGCCACACAAUCACAAACGCGAACGACCGGUCAAGGCCAAUAUCCGCAGUAUCUUCCACCGAAUCCUCAAUAUAAUCAGUCGCAGCAUUCCAAACAAAGCCAGUCAUCCUCUCAAUCUCUGUCUUCAUCACAACACCAACAACACCACAAGCAACAACAACAACAACCACAACAACAACAACAACAACAACAACAACAACAACAACAACAACAACAACAACAACAACAACAACAACAACAACAACAACAACAACAACAACAACAACAAUCAUCCCAUUUUUUGGGACAGCAGAAGCUCCAAGGCCAAAUUGUACAGGGCUCGCCAGCCCAGCAAUAUUCUGUGAAUUCGACUCAGCAGCAGCAGCAUCCCUCGAAUCAAUCAUCAUACACAAACAAGCAGCAGCAGCAGCAGCAGCUUUCAUCUCAGCAAAGAUACCAGCAGCAACAUCUAGCAACAACUGCAGGAAGCACGAAUUCGUACAACAAUACCCACCCGCCCUCGCAAUUUGCCGGUUCGGCGACAAACAAUUAUACAGCCACGACCGACGGCACGUACCGGGCAUCGUCAACCUCGCUGGGUACCUCUACUUAUGGGCAACGCAGCCAGUCCACAACACCCUCGACUGCCGCAUCGUUUCGCAGCAGUGGCACACAUGGAUUGCCACACCACUCUCCGUCGUUCAACACUGGCUCCGGCGCAGCCCAACAGCAAGCCGGCAGCGCCAGUCACGCUACCAACCAGGGCGUGCAAGGCAUGUCUGGUUCAAUGCAGGCAUUUUCGGGAAAUACGGGUGGUAGCUGGGAGUUAUUUGACACAGGCCAUAUCGAUGUAUCCGGGCAGCCAUCAAGUCUGGGGCUAACGAGCACCUAUGGCAUCAACACGACCAAUGCCCGCACCUCGGGAAACAGUUCCACGUUUGGUGCGGCAGGCCUAGGUACUUAUGACACAUCAGGACUCCCCUAUAAUGAACGCUAUCACGGAGUAGGUCGUCGUUGA